Daphnia pulex (common water flea) is the source of this 12120-nucleotide messenger RNA. RefSeq names its product WD repeat and FYVE domain-containing protein 3-like (gene bchs). Gene Ontology annotation, molecular function: protein binding; metal ion binding. The record is from RefSeq and is a predicted model, not a curated record. The transcript is spliced from 22 exons. Lineage: Eukaryota; Metazoa; Arthropoda; Branchiopoda; Diplostraca; Daphniidae. The coding region runs from base 266 to 11173 and encodes 3635 amino acids.
GGUCUCAUCCCCGUUGUUUUCAUUGGACGUAAUCUGUGCGACUGUCAAAUGUCAGUGACAGAGACAUAAUUUCUAGUGUUUUAGUUUCUUUUUUUAUUGUGAAACCAGGGAAACUGAUAACAACGAUGAAGUGAAAACAAAUUCUUGGCCCGCAUUUUCUCAUUCUGCCAAUCAGAUUGAUGGCGAAAAGAUGCUUCCCCAUGACGUAAAUACCCAAUCACAAAGUCCCUCUUUUUAAGGUUCGAGAGACGAAAUAUCUCAUAAAAUGAAUGCCAUGAAACGGUUCCUGCUUGGCUCCAGUAGCCAGGCCGCACAGACGGAAGCUAGUCAGCAGGCUGGAGCCAACACUUGUCCUCCAGUUGCCAAUUGCGCCACAACAGAAAUCGUUAUGGGCAUCAAACCCUCCCCAUCUCAGCACGCAGCCCUCAGCCUCACCCAUCUACGCAAACUGUUUUCUGACUUCAACUCGGUGGCCACCCAGGCCAUGACGGAAGCAGAUAGGGAGAGCAGGAUGUACAGCAUGCUGCCCCUCUUUUGCCGUGUCUUCUCCCACUGCCCAGCCUCUGAAAUGCUGGAGAAAUUCCCCGAAGUGGGCAGCUUCUGUCAGCAAGUGUCCCGUUUGGCCGUGUCGGAAAUCCGACGGCGGGCGUCCAACCAGUCGACUGUGGCCGCCAGCCAGGCCAUCGCCAGUUUCCUCGAAAUGGAAGAGUCCAGCACCAACGCCACCCAGGAAUCGAACGGAAACGGCUGGAUGUUGCUGACCUGUCUCAACUUGCUCUCACUGGGCGGUCCCGGCUUGAUUGAAAUCAUGACGGCCGCCUCUGUUCCUUCAACGUUAGUCAAGUGUCUCUACUUAUUCUUCGAUCUUCCCGAUCUGGAAAACCCCGACACGGCCCCGCCGGGCUGCGAGUUCACUCCCAGGGAGCGGAGGCAACUUUUGCAGAAAUCCUUUGGCCAGAUGCUCGUUAGAUUGUGCAGCGUCCCAGCAGCCACGGAAGAGCUGGCCAGGAAAGACGAUUUGACACUUUUGUUUUCGGCCCUGAGCUCCUGGUGCCCUCAGCACAACCUUUUAUGGAGGAAAAAUGCCAAUGAAGUGCUGGUCGUGUUGACUCGACACGGAUUGACGGCCCUCGUUCUCGGCUACAUCCACAAUAAAGGCUGCGUCUCGCUCUGCGUGGAGAACAUGCAAAAGGCUUCAGGCGAUUUGCUGCCGCUGGAAGUGGUGGAAAUGUUCGCCACCGUCUUUUGCCUGUUGAAAGAUUCGGCCGACGUGACGCAAACGCUUUUGGACGAUUUUCGCAGUUGCCAGGGCUACAGUUUCCUGACCGAAUUUUUGCUCAGGGCGGAACACGACACGGUCGUGGAAUCUCAAGAGGCUCUGAGGAAUUUGGUUUUCCUGGUUUCGUCGUUGAGUACGUGCGGAUUUCACGAAGUCCGUCCCAUGGCCUUUUCCACCGGAUCUCUUUUUCAAUUGCCAAACUUUAUCACCCCCACUCCGCUGGGCAAAGGGUCGAGCGUGAGGAAUAUCCCGGCGUUCCAGGUGUUGCACAGCGCUUUCAUCAAAUCAUCAACGUCGACUCUUUCCUCGGUGAUCCUGGACGCCGUUUCCACCAUUUUCCACUCUGAUCCGGCCAAUUAUUUCAUCCUCGAGUCGCAAAACACUUUGAAUCAGUUUGCCGAAAAGAUUCAUUUGAAAGGAGCCGAAGUUCAGGAGAAAUAUUUCCGACUGCUGGAAUUUGUGGUUUUCCAGCUCAACUACGUCCCUUGCAAGGAGCUGAUUUCCCUUUCGCUUUUGUUGAGAAAUCACGCAGCCAAUUACACGCAGUGCAGUAUUCAGUGCAUGGUCGUCCUCCUCACCAUUCUGAGGCAUCACGCCAUCUUCAAGGAUGUCUACCGCGAAGUGGGAUUGCUGGAAGUCCUAGUGACUUGCCUCCAGCGCUUUGCCUCGGUGAUGAAAUUGAAAUUGGACGGCAGUGACGGGCAGCAGGCCAUCAUCAAAGAAGAGCCGGACCGCGAAAGAGAAUUGGGUUAUUUAGUGAUGGAAGGCCUGGGCGUCCUCUUGGUGGGCAACGCCAACAACGCGGCCGUUUUCCGUGAGUCGGGCGGCGCCCGCUGCGCCCACAAUCUCAUCCCCUACACCGACUGCCGCCGGGAAGCUCUCUGCCUGGUCCAGCAGCUCAUUUUGAGCACGGGCGGUGACGACGAUAUGGGCACCGUCCUGGGUCUCCUCCAAUCGGCGCCCGCCACCGACCUGGCCCUGAAAAUGGACAUUUUGAAAUCGCUGCUGACCUGCCUGAGGGAGAGCCACCGGACCAGGACCAUGUUCCGUAAAGUGGGCGCCUUUGUCUACAUCAUGUCGGCCCUGGUCUCGAUGGAGGGCUGCCUCCAUCCCGAUCCGGCCCAGUCGGCCUCCAGCUCGUCCAAUUGGGAUUCCCUGACCCCCGUCGAGAUCCUGCGGCUCCUGCACCUCAUUUUCAACACGCUCUGCGUGGCCAUGCGCUACGAGCCGGCCAACGCCAAGUUCUUCCAGCAGGAGAUUUGUGGCCCGUCUCUCUGCGACACCAUCCGCCUGCUGGGCUGUUUCGACCAGACCCGAACCUUUGACUCGCCCGACGAGCCGGAAGACGGCGAUCCACCCCUCCAACAAGUCGGAGGAUUGCACCAAAUCUUUAACCGAGGCGUCCAGGAUUUCGAGGAAGAAGAAGUCAAGGACAAGAACCGGUCGCUGGUCAAUGCCACCCUGGUCCUUCGACUCCUUUACGAUUUGGCCGUGGACUCGUACGAUCGGGCCCAACAGUUGCCCGUCUGCUGCUCGGCCGACGGCAAAACUAUUCCACGGAGUAAAAGUCUCAGCGAUAGUGACCCGAGUGUCGCUCUCAGGAGGCCGGUGAAUCUCAAUCCCAUCAGCGCCAAUCCGGAUCCUAUUCUGGUCCAUCCCGGCGUCGUCCUGGCCAUGUUCCAGCUCCUGCCUUCCAUCUGGACGCCCGAGAACGUCAAGGCCAGCAAGAGUCUCCAGCUCCUGGUGACGGACAUUAUCCAGUCGCUGACCCACUCGGAGCGCAACGUCCAAAUCCUUUGCGACGCCGGAUUUCCCUCAGAGAUCCUGAAAUACGCCAGUUCGGUCCUCAAUGACGAGUCCCGUCACCUCCACGGACCCCUGCUGACCGUCCUGGAGCAGCUCGUCCGCCAGGCCCUCGAGCCUAAAGACUUGAGGGCCUUUCUGCGGAUGGGCGAUCCUUUGAAUUGCCUCCUGCCGGAAUUGAGCGAUCCCAAAACGGCGCAGACCAACAGCAACGGCGCCCCACUGCCCUUGUUCCGCUUGAAAUCGCUAGUGUCCAUGUCGACACCCAAGGACGUGGGCAGGAGCGGCCACCAGGGAGUGGCGCUGUCGCCUCCGCCCUUUGUCGAGUUCGACAUGCAGCCGGAAGGAUUCGGAUGCCUUUUCCUCCCGUCGGUGGCGCCCCAGUGUCAGCACGGCGGAGUCGGUUCGGGAUCCGGUGGCGGAGGAGGCGGUGGGGCUGGACAAGGUGCCGCCGGCCAAAACGGCUCAUCCGGCCAAGUGAUUAUGGGCGGAGUGGGCAGCGGAGGCGACCGAGUCUUUCCGGCCCCAACGGGUAUGAGCUACUCCACCUGGAUCUGCGUCGACAAGUUUAGCGAUCCCCGACUGGACCCGCACGGCAUUCGGCUCCUGACGCUGGUCAGGAAUGUCAUGGAGCGGCCGGACGACAAUUUGGUCUGUUUGAGCGUCGUCUUGUCGCCCAGGGACAAGGCUUUGCUGGUCAGCACCCAGGAAACUCCUUUGCCCAAAGGAUCGAGCGAUUGGGAGCCGGAAGUGUCGGGUGAUUUCGGUGCUCGGAUUUGGAAUCCCGAUCUGAUCCAGGAAGGACAUUGGCAUCACUUGGCCUUGGUCUGGAGCCGGGCCGUUUUAAAGAAUUCCCAAUUUUCCCUCUACAUUGACGGCCAGUUGGUCUACACGGGCAAAAUGCAUUACAUAUCACAAAAUCCGGGCGGAGGAGCGGCCAACUUGACGGUGGCCUCGUCCGUUUUCGGUUACAUCGGCACGGCGCCGUCAUGGCGACGCCAAUCGAGGCUCGUCUGGCGCCAGGGUCCGUGUCAUCUCGUCGAGGACGCCUUCAACCCUCAGGUGGUCCAGUGGAUUUACAGGAUCGGCCCCCACUACGUCGGCAGCCUCCAGGCGCCGCAACUGCCCGGCUCGGCCGAGGCUCUGUGCUCCUUGGUCAACGAGGAGCGGAUCGUUUUCGGUCUCAACGCCUCGGCCAUGAGUCCGUUGACGUUGGCCAAGAUCCGCAAAGUCUACCGCAAGACGGACUCGCGCUCCGUGGCCAAACAGCUGGGCAUGUCGUCGCACGAGAAUGCCACCCCCAUCCGGCUGCUGCACAACGCGGCUGGGCAUCUUUCCGGUCCGGCCAGGACCCUGGGCGGAGUCGUCAUCGGUUACCUGGGUGUCCGAGUCUUUUGCCCGCGGCCCAUCUGCACCACGAUGCAGGCUGUUGGCGGCUGCAACGUCCUGUUGGGCCUAGUGGCCAUGGCGACGGACGUGGAGAGCCUCUACGCCUCGGUCAAGGCCCUGGUCUACGUGGUCAAGUGCAACGGGCAAGCCCAGCACGAGAUGGAGCGCAUCCGCGGCUACCAGACGCUGGCCUACCUCCUCAAGCGCCACAAGGCCUGGCUCAACAACCACAUCCUGCAGCUGAUCCUGGUCCUGGUCGGCUUUGAACAGCACAACAACAAGGCCGGCAACGAGCCCAACAACAGCCUGGCCUUUAGGGACCUGCUGGCCGAUCUCGAUGUGUGGAGAGAUACGGUGGACGAUUUGUUAAAAGUUUUGUUCGACUUGUUUUACCGGAUGGCGGCCGAGAGCGGAACAGACGGCCGGAGUAACACGCGCUAUUUGCGCGACCUGAACCUGGUCGGCCGUCUGCUGCAGAUUCUCCAUCACGAAAAUCAUCACCCGGGCGGAGGGGUCGUCGCAAUACUCGGCGCCAGUGCUCGAGAAACCCUCUGGAACCUUCUCGGCUGGCUCUUGCACAACAAUCCUCGCCCAGUCGACCUUUUGCUAUUCGGCCAGUAUUUGGCCACCACUCUGCCCGUCUGCGUCAACGAUGACAAGAAUACGAGCAGCGAUGACGGGAAGCUGGACGACAGUUCGCCGGCAGCUUUGGUGGCAAGUCGAAAUGAAGGUCUGACUCUCCUCUUCAAGCUGCUACUCGUCCACGACAAGGGCGUCAUCAAUCAGACGUUCGCCGAAGAGUUUCUUCGCGUGUUGGGUUUCGAUUGGCUGCUGCUGUUCAUGCAGCCACAAGUCAAGUCAUCCAGCGUCAUCCUCUCUGCCAACUGCCUCCUCCUUCUGCUCUCCAACCAGCAGUCCCUCGCCAGAUUCCGUGAGGGGGUCAGCACUGGGGCCGGCUGGGCUCGUUCCAGGGAUCUCAUCACCUCUCAGGGGUUUGCGUCUGGUGCAGGGGCUGCAGGCCCCCUGCGUUUGGUGGGCAGGACCUUCAGCGUGGCUUCAGACGAUGUGGCCACGUCCCCCAGCGGCAACCUGCAGAGCCAGCAGCUACCAGGGUUCCAGCUGCUGGGCUGGAUGCUAGUCAACCACACGAGCCUGCCUGAAAUCUACUACCUCAUCAUCGGUCUGAUGGUUGGCAAAGCCCAGCUGAGGACCUCGAGCCAGUUGGACCUGGAAACGAUUUGGAGCUGCUUGUUUGGUGUGAGCCAAGGGCAGCCCAUCGCUUCGCUGGGCGGUCGUGGCGUCCCCAUGUACUGCCCAGAGGCCAUCACGGUUCUAUUGACGAUGAUGCGGGCCAUCAUGAACCCGGAGGAGAGCAGCGGCGCCGACGAGGCGUCGACCAACUACCCCAACGUCCUGCUCCAGUUCCUCUUUUACGUCUACAACAACGCGCCCGACUACAUGUCGGUGUUUAUGACGUCGGACCUGCUCAACGCCAUGGUGGCCAGCCUCUUCCCCAUCGGCCUCCAUCACCAGCAGCAGCACAGCCUCAGUUCUGAGCCCAGCACGCCCGUCGAGGAGUUGAACCGCCAAUUCGUCAUGGUGGAGAGUUCGAUCGAGUCGGCCAAGGAUCCGCUGACCUUCCACCACCGGGCCAAAAAGACGCUGAUGGACUUUCUGAGGACCAUCGUUAUCGACUCGCUCUCGCUGCCCGUCACCAGCGGCGGCGGGACGGGGGCCAGCAGCGGCAGCAGCACCACCGUCCGUCCGGUGCCCAUCAUCGACGUCAUCAUGGACGCCUGCCCGGACUCGGCCAACUACAACCAGCACUGCCAAUUCCAGACGGAAUUGCUAACGAUCGUCAUGGAAUAUCUCUCGUCGGCCGGCGUCAUCCUGGGCGAGCAGGGAGUCUUGCCCGUCGUCACCCAGAUCGGCGGCAGCCUCCAGAAUGUGGCGCCCAACAUUUUCUACCUGGCCGGCCGCUUGGUGGACAAGCUCUGGCUGGGCGUCCUCAACCGUGACCCCCACCACGUCUUUGAUUUCAUCGUCCAGCUCAUCACCCAGGCCAAGAAACGGACGUCGAGUAUUGGCGGCAACAGCAGCGCCAGCAGCGGCGGCUCGGGCUCUUCCGGCCUGGCCUCUCAGUCGCUGGACAACAUUUACCGCUGCCUCAACCGCUGCAUCCUAUUCCUCCUGUCCAGGCCGGCCGACUCGAUCAGCGAGCAAAUGUCGUUGCUGGAAGCCCUCCACAAAUUGACUAAUCACAGGAGUUUGAUUUUCGGGUCGGGCAAUCACGACCUGGAAUUUAUCGGCUGCCUGUGCCAUUGCCUACUCCAACUGACGUUGACUUUGAAAAUCUCGACGGAGCCGAGCCGGACGACUUGGCACGUGAGCGGAGAGGAAGUGGAGCCCAACAGCAGUUUGAGAGAGGCCCAGCAUUUGGCCGCCGUGGCCGCCCAGCGCGUUUGGGAGGAAUUGUACGUCAGCAAGAAACCGGCCGUCGAGGAGGCCUUCAAGAUCAGCCUGGGCGCCAACACUCAGCACCGGGCGCCCAGUUUGGAGCUGGUCAGAGAGCCGGCCCUCAAGUUGUGGAUGCAAUACGUCGAGGCCGAGCGUCGCUCCGCCUACCGCACCGUCCUGGAAGUGUCGACGCCCAACCAGAUCCAGUCCAAGAUCCAGAAAGUGACGGGCGGGCUGACCCGUCUGACCAGCCGCUCGCUGACGAUGAAGAGCAGCAAAAAGGAGGACACGAUCAACGUCAUGGGCCGGCACAGUCACGCCGGUAACCUCUCCUACUGCUGGGCAGACGUCUGGCUGUCUACCCAGUACCAACUGGCCGGCCUCAAGGAGCAACUGGAGCUGGAGCGGAGGCAGAGGCAGCAGGCCCUGCAGCACGUCGAGCAAUUCAAUCGGCUCAGCUGGAAGCGGGUGGAAGAGACGGAAUUGCUGCGGGUGCGCGGCCUUUGGGGCCCGUCGCAAGAGUCUCGAGUCCUGACCAAGUGGAUGCUGGACAUGACGGAAGGGCCUUGCCGGAUGCGCAAGAAACUGACGCCCAAUCCGCACUUUUACGCCCUGUACCCGUACCGGCCGGAAUUGGAGUUGGCCGAGAACAAGUCGAUCCGGUACAAGGUGGCCACCUCCCUGGACGCCAAGGAGCACUUUAAACUCUACUCGAAAUGGAGGCAGAGUCUCCUGCAAGAGGAUCAGGUGGUGGAUCGGGUCCAGGAGCCGGAAGAAGCCCAGCAGCAGUCGGUGCUGGUGGAGAGCGGUUCCGGCGGCAGCAGCGCCGGUGACGAGUUGGUGCCGGCCGAGACGAUCCUGUCGACUUCUCCGCAGCUGCCGCAGGAUCUGCCGCAAUUGCUGAGGCCCAUCAAACGAGACGUCCAGCAGGUGAAUCAGACGAUGGCCGAUAUCGACGAGGAAGUGGAAUUGAUCGGAUCCAGUCCGGCGGCGGACGAGCCGCUGGUUUCAUCCCAAUCGACUGCCCAGCAACAACCGCAGGAUUGGCAGAACCUGAUGCGACUCCUGGAAGAAAACGAGAAAAUCGGCCAUUUGUUCCGCUCGGCACGCGUCCAGGGCCUGGAAACGGUCGACGGACUCCUUCUCUUUGGCAAGGAGCAUUUAUACGUGGUGGACGGAUUCACUCAGACUCCGUCGCGGGAAAUCCGCGACGUUUCCAAUUUCCCGUCGGGGACGUUCGAGCCGAUCGUUCCGCCGUACACGACGCCCGGCUACGGGAGCAGCGGGAGCAGCAACAGCAACCGUCAGGAGCUCAAGUCGGUCCACCAGUGCUCGCGGCUGGGCUACGAGGACAUCCGCGAGGUCCACAAGCGCCGCUACCUCCUCCAGCCCAUCGCCCUGGAGAUCUUCUCUAAUGACGGACGCAACCACCUGCUGGCCUUCCCGCCCAACGUCCGCAACAAAGUCUACCAGCGGCUCCUGGCCACGGCUACGGGCCUCUCGGACUCGGCCAGCCAAUCGGUGGCCGGCCAGAAGCGGGCGGCCAACGUGGAGCAGUCGGCUGGCCUCUUGUCGACCAUGACGGCCGGCCUGAUGGGUGAGACGUCGGUGACCCAGCGCUGGGUCAGGGGCGAACUGUCCAACUUUCAGUAUCUGAUGCACCUCAACACGCUGGCCGGCCGCUCCUACAACGAUCUGAUGCAGUACCCAGUUUUCCCUUGGGUGUUGGCCGAUUACGACUCGCCCGAGCUGGACCUCUCGCAGCCGUCCACCUUCCGCGACCUGUCCAAGCCGAUGGGGGCCCAGACGUCUGACCGGCUGCAGCAGUUCCGCAAGCGCUACAAGGAGUGGGACGACCCGCACAACGAGACGGGCCCUUACCACUACGGCACCCACUACUCGUCGGCCAUGAUCGUCUGCUCCUACCUGGUCCGGCUGGAGCCCUUCACCCAGCAGUUCCUCCAGCUGCAGGGCGGACACUUUGACUUGGCCGACCGGCUGUUCCACUCGAUCCGCGAGGCCUGGUGGUCGGCUGCCCAGCUCAACAUGGCCGACGUCAAGGAGCUGAUCCCCGAAUUCUUUUACCUGCCCGACUUUUUGGUCAACGCCAACCGGUUCGACCUGGGCUGCAAGCAGAGCGGCGUGGCCCUGGACGACGUCGUCCUGCCUCCCUGGGCCAAAAACGACCCGCGCGAGUUCAUCCGGCUGCACCGGGCCGCCCUGGAGAGCGACUACGUCUCUCAGCACCUGCACGAGUGGAUCGAUCUCAUCUUCGGCUACAAGCAGCAAGGGCCGGCGGCCGUCGAGUCCGUCAACCUCUUCCAUCCGCUCUUCUACGAGGGCAACGUGGACAUUUACAGCAUCGAGGAUCCGCUCAAGAAGAACGCCGUCAUCGGAUUCAUCAACAAUUUCGGACAGACGCCCAAGCAGCUCUUCAAGAAGCCGCAUCCCAGCAAGAAGGUGGGCGGGGCCGGCAGUCGCAUCAGUGGACUGGAAAUGGCCUUGCCUUUGGCCGGACAGGCUGCCAUGCAGAUCCUGCCUCUCCUGCCGUCGUCGGCGGCUUCCGGCUUCCAUUCGGGCGGAGCGGGCGGAAGCGGAGGAAGCGGGGCGGCCGCCGAGGCCUUUUUCCACCACGUCGACCACCUCAGCCCGUCGCUGCAGGCCGUCAAGGAGCUGAAACGGCCCGUGGGUCACAUGAUCGGGGCCGAGCGGUCGGUGGUGGCCGUCGAGGAGAACAAGUGCCUCCUGCCGCCCAACUACACGCGAUGCGUCGCCUGGGGCUACGCUGACCAUUCCAUCCGACUGGUCCCGCACGAUUCGGACAAGGCCCUGAUGGUCUGCGAGACGCCGUUCCACCAGGAGAUCCUGACCUGCGUCUGCCCAACGGGACGCACGGUGGUGACGGGCGGGGCCAAUACGGUCGUCACCGUUUGGGACCUGGGCAAGAAACAGUUCACCGUUCGCCAGCAUCUCUACGGUCACACGGAGGCCGUCACUUGCCUGGCGGCUUCGGCCGGCUACCAGAUCCUGGUGUCGGGUUCCAGGGAUCGGACGGCCAUCGUCUGGGAUUUGUCGCGUUUGACUUUUAUCCGACAGUUGACUGGGCACAACGCGCCGCUUGCGGCCAUCGACAUCAACGAUCUGACGGGCGACAUCGCCACUUGCUCCGGCACUUGGCUCCACCUGUGGUCCAUCAACGGCGACCCGCUGGCCAGCGUCAACACCCUGGUGGGUCAAAUCGGCCGUUCGCAGCACAUCCUCUGCGUCUGUUUCUCGCAGUUGAACGAGUGGGAUCCCAUGAACGUCAUCCUGACGGGAUCGACGGACGGAGUCGUUCGAAUGUGGUCCCUCGACUACGUCCAGGUUCCCAACGAGGAAACGCCGACACAAGUUCCAAGGACGGAAGAAACGGCCGAGGCUCCUAAACUGGUCGAAGAAUCGGAAGAGGAUUCACCCGACGAUGCCCAGCUGCCCGGUGCCAUUCUGCAGCGACAGGCGUCCGUCAGCAGUUUGCCCAUCAGCUGCGGCGACAGCAGCGAACACGAAGGCCCCGACAGCACUUCUUCGCCCGUCCCGACUCAACCAAAGGAAGGUGAGAAUCCAUCGCUGGAACAACCGGAACAACAACAACAACAAUCGACGGAGCCGUUGCAGACGAGCCGGAGCGAUUCGAGUCUGAACGGAACGUUUGAAAUGAUUAGCGAGUCGGAAGUGAGGGAGAGCGCCAUCCAGCAGCAGCAACAGCAGCAGACGCCCAAAGCUAACGUGGUGGCUCCUUUCGUGAGCCAACAGCCGGGCAAGAAAUCCCGCCACGUCCUCAAAGAAGGUUUCAAGUGGCAGAGGCAGUUGAUUUUCCGGACGAAAUUAACGAUGCACACGGCCUACGAUCGCCAAGAUAACAGCGAACCUGCGUCCGUCACAUCUCUGGCCAUUUCCAAGGACAAUAGAACUGUAUUGGUUGGCGACGCCCGCGGUCGCAUCCAUUCGUGGAGCGUGACGGACGUGACGGGCCGCUCGGUGGCCGACCAUUGGCUCCGCGACGACACGGCCGAAACGUGCACUAAAUGCCGCGUGAAAUUCUCGUUGACUGAGCGCCGACAUCACUGCCGCAACUGCGGACACGUCUUCUGCUCCCGUUGCAGUCGCUACGAGUCUGAAAUUAUGCAAUUGAGGAUCCGCCGGCCGGUGCGGGUGUGUCAAGAGUGCUACGCUUCUUUGAAAAUGUCCAGCGAUGGAACUUCUUAAUUUUCGACUGUCAAAAGAUGAAGAGAUGUUUGAUUUAAAAAAGAAAAUGGGCUAAUCUGUCAGAGUAGUGAAUCAAUGUCCAGUUAUGUAACGACACCCGCCCUUUGACCCAAUGGAUCAGGGGGCGGGGCAAUUUAUAUCACAGGCUGAUAUCAGGUGUGUAGAUGAUUUCUAAAAAUUAGGGUUUUUAAAAACGACAGUCGUGUUUUAGCAGAUGAUGUUUAUACAAUCGACAUUCCAAUCGGCCCCUUUUAUUACCCUCCGGUUUGCACACAAUCAAAUGCAUUUUUCUUUAUUCUGUCUUUUUAAAUCUGAUUAUUAUUUUAGAGAGAAUUUGACUAUUGGGGCAGAGUAGAUUGACUGUGUAUUUGUGUAGCCUCCCCCCCUCAAACGAGAAAGAAAAGAAAUGAAAAUUUCUUAUUUAUGAUUUCAAGUAGCGAAAUCCAAUAUUUCUGUACACACAUUUGACUCCUCCCACUCUUUGGCUUUUGCAACCCCAUUCGACGACGAUAAAAGAACCGUGCCGUUUUUCUUUUUUCUUUUUCGUGUUUCGAUUCUGUUUGAUUUCGUGUUUCCUUUUCCCGUCAACAAAGAAAAAAGAAAAACAUCUCCUGCCUUUUUGCGACGCCCCACAGUCCAUCACACACACAAGAAAUGAAAAGAAAAGUUAUAAAAAAAAAUAUUUGACCGUGUGCGCGUAGUGAGUAUUUGUGUGCAUCAUGUAGACCCCACCCACCCCAGCCCAGCAGAAAAAAAAGGAAAAAAAAAAUUGUUGGCAUUAUACAUGUUGUUUAUAUAAUAACAUUGUCGUCACCUCGUCAGUGUCAAAUUGAAAAAAAAAAAAAACUGUUUGAUCGGAAAAUCUCAAGGGAGAACAAAAACAAAAAGAAUAAAAAAAAUAUGAACAGUGGACUUAUGUAAUACAAGGCAAAGAUGUUAUAACACGA